This is a messenger RNA of Tigriopus californicus, 3230 nucleotides long. RefSeq names its product myocyte-specific enhancer factor 2C-like. The transcript has 4 exons. Gene Ontology annotation, molecular function: protein dimerization activity; DNA-binding transcription factor activity, RNA polymerase II-specific; RNA polymerase II cis-regulatory region sequence-specific DNA binding. The record is from RefSeq and is a predicted model, not a curated record. Lineage: Eukaryota; Metazoa; Arthropoda; Copepoda; Harpacticoida; Harpacticidae. The coding region runs from base 879 to 2063 and encodes 394 amino acids. Gene Ontology annotation, biological process: positive regulation of transcription by RNA polymerase II.
CAAGUACGGUCGGGUAGAUGGAUGGAUGGACGGACAGACGAGGUGUUCCUCUAGGUGCGCUUUGGGAGAACUUGCAUGGAGAUUGGAGAGAGACAGACGAUCUGUUUCUCAGCUCACUGUUCUUCACUCUCGGGUGAAUCGUGGUAAAUUUCUUCCAUGCGAACUCUUUAGUAUUUGCCAAAGCGCUCCUGGCUUUGCCAAUCACCCUUGGCCGAGAGGAAGAGAAGCGGGAACAACCUUCCUUGAGAGUGAGUGAAUGAGUGUUUCUUUCUUACAACUGUACACGAGAGCUCCUUGAUAGUUGUGCCUUAGUGUUCGAUCUUGAGUCUCACAAUUGAGUGGUGGCUCAAUUGGGAAUGCAAACAUAAAAGUGAAUUUGUUUAAGAUUGCCAUUCUACAGAAGAGCUGAGCAAGGGGAUCCUUGUUCAAUUAUUCAAGUGCUAUCAAUCUUACUAGUGUCGAGUGGAAGUGAUCUCUCACUAUUCAAGACGAAGCCUGUGGAGUGUGGACCCAAGCACGGAGAACGAAAGAACGAAAGGAUAGUGGUCCACUCGGCGUCUCCCUUUUGAGGAUCAGACUUCGACGGCCAAGUAGACAACCAACUAACUAACCAACCAACCAACCCACCCAGGUGGGAGAGAAAAGAGAACCGUGUUCCAAAAGCAGUCGACGAACACGCUGAAACGUAUUUCUCCACCGCCCUCAUCUCUCUCUCUCUCUCUCUCUCUCUUACACACACCAUAACGCACUCUCUGUCUCUCUCUCCAUCUUCCUUUGCCGUACAUUAAUGUUCAUAGAGAGGAGAAAUCAGCCAGCAAUUUUGGAACUUCAUCCGUGGGAAACAGUCUCUGACGAGUAGCUGAAUACUUUCUUGGAGGAUGGGACGAAAAAAGAUACAAAUCACGCGGAUUUCCGACGAGCGGAAUCGUCAAGUGACCUUCACCAAGAGGAAAUUCGGACUCAUGAAGAAGGCUUAUGAGUUGAGCGUUCUCUGCGAUUGUGAGAUUUCCGUGAUUAUUUUUAACUCCCAUAACAAGCUGUUCCAAUAUGCCUCCACGGAUAUGGACAAGAUUCUUCUGAAGUACACCGAGUACGACCAACCUCACGAGUCGCAAACCAACAAAGACAUAGUGGAGACCAUCACCCGCAAAGGACUGGGCGGAUUUGGACCGGAUUCUCCGGAAGGCGAUGCUGAUUAUCCCUUGGCGGACUCACCCAGAGGCUCACAUGAGGUCCAAGACAACAAUGAGUUCCAAUCGAUCCUUCAACACAGAAAUCAAAUCAACGCCUCGUCAGGUCGAUCUCUACAUGGCUCCUAUAACAUCCCUGGGCUAUCUUCUCCCUUUGACAACGGAGGUCCCCCUCCUUCCUUGCUCAGUGCAUCAAACAACCCCACUUCAAAUAACCAAGGACCGCCCAAUUCUUCAGUAGUACGGAUGCUAGACAUGACCCAAACGAACAACGGCAACAACGGAUACGGACAGACUCCCCAACAGCAACAACAUCAGCAACAACAGCAGCAUCAACAUCAACAACAACAACAGGCUCAGAAUACUCCCCACAACCUAAACAACUCUUCACCUCCAACCAGCUCUCCCAAUACGAUGCCGCCCUCUCUGCAGAUUCCUACAGGUAUGAACAGACAUGAAGGAGAUCCUAGUGGAAGUCCGAAACUGAAUCUAAGCCCCCUGAGCUUGGCUCGAGGUCAGCCAAACUCUGCUCCCACUUCGACUGCCUCGGCCCAACACACUCAACAACAAUCUCUCAAAGAUCUAACUUCAGCUCAAAGUGGAGGGUUUGGUCUUCAACCCGGCGGAGGCAUGUUUGGCCAUCAUCCGAGCAUGUUGGGCGGAUCCUCCUUGUCCGACUACAACGCCAGUGGUUUAUCGCAGAGCGUCACCGAGCUUCGAACCUUGAGCAAUCAUCCGGCCAUCACUCAGUGGCUCCAACAAGCUCAGCAUGCUUCUCAGAACCCCCAUUCUCCUGUCAAAGACGAGCCCAUGUCCCCUCGGCAAGGGAGCAAUCACAGUGGAUCGGGAGGUUCGGAUUAUGCCGCACUUUAAAGGAUUGAGAGACACACUACCUAGAGGUAUAAGGCAUAUCAUCAAAAAUAGAUGAAGUGAUGACACCAUCCAUGAAGCUGUUGCAUAUAUCAUCAUAGGGUUUACUUGUCCUGUCUGUUCUGUACAAACGGUGGUUACCCAACCACAUACGACAAAUCCAAAGAGCAAAAUGGCCAAGGCAAUGUACAUACAGAAUGCGUGUUAAAAAGGAAUUGGCCGUUGGAAUAGGCUUGAAACAAACUACGGGUAGACGAAGAAGAACAUCAUCAUCAUCAUCAAGAACAACAACAACACUAACAUUAAUAGCAGCAGCCACAAUGAUGACAUUUGAUAGACCAAUCAACGACCAAUGGAGCAAGAAUUGAGUAAAUUUAUUUCGUGGAACCGUCCCAAACAAAGAUGUGUUAUUGUCAGUGUGUCUAUUGUCAUCCGACGUUUACAAUAGGAUUCGUAUAUAUAUACUAUACUUUCAAUAAAAUCAAAGAGCACAAUAAUGUACGUACCCUAUAGCCCAUUUUGAGGCCAUGUCCGACCACCUUAGCACGGAUCAAAUUAGCGGGAAUUGAAUUAGAUCCCCCUUAGCCCUUGUUUCCUCCCCGUAUUCAGAUUAAUGUAAACCAAGAACCAUUUGACGCGCCAAUCAAAUGAGCAAACCUUCAAUUGAUGGAAUAUCACACAAGUGCAAAAGAGGACGUUCUGUUCAUUUUAGUCGAACAUCUUAUUUCAGAUGACGGGUAAACGCAAUGAAAUUAAGACGCGUUGUAAAAUCGUCUUAGAACCAAAAGUUAACAGAUGUCAUCAAUGUAUUUCUUUUUUACACAAAGGUACACUUUCACGCAAAGCAGGGAUGUCACUGAGCUGGAUAAAUUCAAUUGCAUCAUAAUUUCUAAUAAAUUUACUACCAAAUACAUCUGAACUCAAAUUCCAUCCCUUUUUCAUGUCGUUUUUUUCUGUUGCAUAGACAAACGAACCACUUCAUUUUUUACUCAUUAUCAUAACGGUUGGAAAACGGUAGGUAAGAUCACUUAAAUCUUAAGAUAUUCUUUUUCAAUUCCAUAACUUUGAAAUUAUCAAAAUUGAAGAUAAUGAUAGUCAUUAAUGCACCGCUAUUUAUAUUUGUUUUACGAACAUUUUACCAAUAUUAGGAAUAUAACCCCCAGUGCUCGU